Rubroshorea leprosula is the source of this 1635-nucleotide messenger RNA. The record is from the annotation of a GenBank genome assembly. NCBI's taxonomy places the organism in Eukaryota, Viridiplantae, Streptophyta, Magnoliopsida, Malvales, Dipterocarpaceae.
CAAAAUUGUGAGCUCUCCAAAGCUCCAAUUGUGAGCUCUCCAAGUUCAGAAUUUUUUGCUUUUUUGAGGGUAAUAUAUGCGCUUGAAUUUGGUGCUCAACUAGCAGCCCUUUUUCCACAUUUCUUAAGGAGCAAUGAAGGUUGUUGCUCGGUUUUCUGUAUCCCUACCCCCUAGCUCAGCUCCGACGACGACGCUUCCUCUAACUUUUUUCGACAUCCCAUGGCUUUUCUUUUCUCCCAGCCUCCCUCUCUUCUUUUAUGAAUAUCCUCAUCCCACUUCUCACUUUUUAUCCACUUCUCUUCCCAAGCUUAAACAUUCUUUAUCCAUUGCUCUUCAACAUUUCUUCCCUUUUGCAGGACAUCUUGUGCUUCUGCCCGAUUCAGGCAAACCAGUAAUCCUUUACAAUGAAGGCAACUCCGUUUCACUCACUGUCGCAGAAUCUGAUUCUGAUUUUUUUAACCUUUCCGGUAACUAUCAGCGCAAUGCUUAUGACUUUCAUGCCUUGGUACCCAAUUUGCCAGGCAAGGAAAAACAGGGGAUGGGGAUUCCUUUGCUUGCUGCACAAGUGACUAUAUUCCCAAAUUCUGGUUUAUGCAUUGGACUUGCAUUUCACCAUGUGGUUGCGGAUGGAAGGACAUUCAACAAUUUCAUCAAGACAUGGGCGGCAUUGUACCGGGACAAUUCUUCCUCAACAAAUUUGCUGCCUUUUUACAACAGGACAGUCAUUGAAGACACCUAUGGACUCGAAUCCAUCUACUUCAACCAGUGGUUCAACAGGAAAUCUUCUUUGGAAGGUCUGGUAAUAGGUUGCAACAAUGAAGCUAACGCAGAUAUGUCUGAUAUGGUUCGAGCCACAUUCGUUAUGAGUACGAAUGACAUGGAGAAGAUUAAGCAAUGGAUUAUUUUUCAAUGCAAGCAGAGGAACAUGCCGCAGCCUGCACAUUUGUCACCUUCUAAUCUAACUUGUGCCUUUGUUUGGGUGUGUUUGAUAAAAGCUCGAGAGGAAGUGAAGGAGGAGAAAUGUUAUACUGGGGAUCCGAAUUACCUCGGGUUCAAUUCGGGUGGCAUUGCACGUCUGGACUAUCCGUCUACCUACUUUGGAAACUGUAUUGGGUUCGCCCGCUGCUUGGCAACUAGAGAGGAGCUGUUGGGAGAAGAUGGAAUUAUAAUUGCAGCACAUGUGAUUGGAAACAAGGUUAGGGAGCUGAAUCAAGAAAUGCUUGGAGAAUCUGAAAAGUGGAUAUCAGAUUGGGAGGUGUUUCUUGGAUCGGAGCCCCACAUUAUGGUUGUUGGGUCACCAAAGCUUGACUUUUAUCAGACAGAUUUUGGGUGGGGGAGGCCCAGGAAAAUAGAGGAAAUUUCUAUUGAUGAUGGGAAUGCCAUUUCCUUUAUGGAGAGCAGAGACUUGACAGGAGGCAUUGAGGUUGGAUUGGCUAUGUCUAAGGCUAAAAUGGAUGCAUUUGAGUCUGCCUUCACUCACGGUCUAAGUCGGUUUAAUGACUAGCACUGUUUUCAUUUCUAGUUUUAACUGUGUUUGUUUUUUCCCCUUUUCCUUAAAAUGGAGGAAGUUUCCUUCCACCUUUUUUCUUUCUUUUUUUUUUUUUUUUUAAAUUUAACAUGUUAGAAUUGGUACUA